Babjeviella inositovora NRRL Y-12698 is the source of this 836-nucleotide messenger RNA. RefSeq names its product Mgm101p (gene MGM101). Gene Ontology annotation, molecular function: single-stranded DNA binding. Gene Ontology annotation, biological process: recombinational repair; interstrand cross-link repair. Lineage: Eukaryota; Fungi; Ascomycota; Pichiomycetes; Serinales. Bases 5 to 736 code for a protein of 243 amino acids. Gene Ontology annotation, cellular component: mitochondrial chromosome; mitochondrial nucleoid. The transcript has a single exon. The record is from RefSeq and is a predicted model, not a curated record.
UACUAUGUUUUCAAAGACCCUCAGACCAGCACUUUCCGGGAGAAUAACCGGCAGGCUCUACAACUCAAUUCCAGCUGCGAAGAAAACGGAGGCGACUAUUGCCAAGCCGGCUUACGCGAGAAAGGUCGCACCAGCCAGCUCCGCAACUUCGAAUGCGUUGUUGAACAAUUCCACGUUAGAAGAAUCUUUACCGAACAAGCUCGACGACUUCGACCCGCUGCAGUACACGUCUACCCAGGGAGGCCAGACCGUGAACUGGGCCACGUCGUUCCACGGUAUCGGCACUGAAGCAUUUCCUGACAAGGUGGCGGAUGUCUUGCUUGCACCGGUUGUUCCUUCAGACAUCGAAAUUAAGCCUGAUGGAAUCAUUUAUUUGCCAGAAAUCAAGUACAGGCGUAUUUUGAACAGAGCCUUCGGCCCAGGCGGCUGGGGUUUGGUCCCCCGUUCCGCCACCAUCACCACCGGCCGCAGCUUGACCAGAGAGUACGGGUUGGUAUGCCAUGGCAGACUUGUGGCGGUCGCCAGAGGUGAACAGGAUUUCUUCAACGAACAACAAAUGAUCACUGCCACCGAGGGCUGCAAGAGUAAUGCGUUGAUGAGGUGCUGCAAGGAUUUGGGUAUUGCCAGUGAGUUAUGGGACCCUAGAUUUGUUAGAAACUUCAAAAAGAAGUAUACCGAGUUUAAGACCCCACCGGGUAAGGUCAAAGGCGCCUGGGCCUUGAAAUCUCCAUUCUAAUCGAAUACCGUAAAUGCGCGCAGACCCAGCAAGAGGCUGACGAAAAAGCAUCCAGAAAUACAAAAUAAAUAUGAUACUUGCAUUCGAAGUAAUAGCGUCA